Molecule: messenger RNA, 1821 nt
Organism: Episyrphus balteatus (marmalade hoverfly)
Lineage: Eukaryota; Metazoa; Arthropoda; Insecta; Diptera; Syrphidae
Product: zinc finger protein OZF-like
Exons: 5
Coding region: 223-1557 (444 amino acids)
Cellular component (GO): nucleus
Molecular function (GO): zinc ion binding
Source: RefSeq, a predicted model, not a curated record
GCACCUAAGUAUGAGCAUCGAACAAACCUAAAAGGUUUUACGACACCAUGGUGAUAGUAUAUACAUUUAUAAAUUCCAAAGUAUAUAGAUAUUUCAUCAGUAUUAUACUGCUACCUGAUGCUGAAAUGACAGAAAGUGGUAGUAGAAAAAUGGCAUUUCUAUAAGGUUUAUACCAAAAGGUGUCACAGAAAUAAAAAUCAAUCAAUUGAUAAUAGGAAUAUAAUGGAAACAUACCAAUUAGACAAAAUCUGUCGAUGUUGUUUACAAAGCAAUGGUCAAAUGAAACCACUUUAUGGAUUUUCUUUAGAUGAAAUGCUUCGCUCUCUUGUUGGUAUAAAGGUAGAACCUAAUGAUGGCUUGCCUGAGCUUAUAUGCUUUCAGUGCGUUCUUCAGCUAAGUAGAGCUUUUCGUUUUAAAACGCAAUGCCAAAAAUCGAAUACAACAAUACUUGAGCAUAUCAAAAACGCCCUAACCGAUGGACAUGGUGCAGAAUUUGAAAGCUGUUGCGAUGAAAAUGACAAUGAAGUUUCUAAUAUUGAAGAUGAUAAAAGUUUUGAAAUGACUUCAAACAAACAAGAAGGGCAUUCGUCAGUUGAAAAUCUACUUAGAGAUCAAACAACUGCUACAUCUGAAAUUGAUAUAAUUAAAUGUAAAAUUUGUAACAAAGUAUUCAAUUCGCGAAAGCAACGUGUGCGCCAUGUGAAAAUUCACGAUAACAAUAAGGCCCACAAAUGUUUAGAGUGUAAUAAAACGUUUUCACAAAGCUGUAAUCUAAAGAAUCAUAAGCUCAAACAUAUUGGUGGAUUAAAUACAGCCUUACUAAGAAAUAAUAUGUGUUCAGUUUGCGGAAAAACCUUUAAGUAUGCAAGUUCACUUUCUAAGCACACUAAACUUCAUACGGGAAAAAACCUUUUGUACUGCCCCUCUUGUCCGAAGUUCUUCUUAGAAAAUACCACAUUAAAAAAUCACAUGAGAAGUCAUACUGGAGAUCGAUCUUUUAUUUGUCCUAGUUGUAAUAAAAGCUUUACAAAUUCAUCUAAUUUAAAAAAACAUGUACGAUCACAUAGUAAUAAGAAACCAUUUGAAUGCAACAUAUGUGGACGAAAAUUUAGAGAACGAAAUUACUUAACAAUCCACAGAAGAAUCCACAACAAAGAACAGAAUGUCCUUUGUAGCCAAUGUGGGAAAGGUUUAGCAAAUGCCAAGAGUUUACAUGCGCAUAUGCGAUUGCACGAUAAUAGUUGUGAGUUUGAAAAUUGUGAUAAGAGUUUUUCUCAAAUCGAUAAAUUAGCGAUUCGCCGAAGAAAUCAUACUGGGCAAAAAUUCAGCAACUCGUUUAAAAACUCAAAUUACUCCAGGGAUCAUAGCAAUUAUGAGGAACCGAUUGCAUGUAAUCAAUAUGCAUCGACAUUUUCUUCAAAAACGAACUUAAAGUCUCAAUUAAACAAGCAAAUCUGCAUCGGUUCAGUUACAGAUCAUGUUGACCAAGAAAAUCAGUGUUCAAUGCAUUCCGAACUAAAUCAAGCUUGGACACUCGCUGCUUUAGUUUCAAUUUAAUGAAAAUAGGGAAUGUUCAGUCGUGUGCGCUGAUGAUGAUAGACAAGUUCUAUCGAAACGCGUCUAAGGUAAUUCAGUGUAAAUGUGAAUUCGUUUUGUGUUUAUGUUGAAAAUAAAAAGUGUGAUCAAUAAAGAUUAAAAUUAAAUAUUUAAAAAAGGAAUGUUCUAUUAUAUCUAGUUCUUAGAAAACCAAUAAAUAUGCAUUAAACAGCCAUCUGACCAUUUUUUUUUAAAUUUAAAUGUACAUAGGGACUUACAUACAAA